This is a messenger RNA of Anguilla rostrata (American eel), 4071 nucleotides long. RefSeq names its product RNA-binding protein MEX3B. Gene Ontology annotation, molecular function: RNA binding. The transcript has 2 exons. Bases 1117 to 3024 code for a protein of 635 amino acids. The record is from RefSeq and is a predicted model, not a curated record. Lineage: Eukaryota; Metazoa; Chordata; Actinopteri; Anguilliformes; Anguillidae.
UAUUUGUUUUGACUGGGGAUUUACUAAUACACGGGAAAGCACAUUAUUGUGGCAAUGUGGCAAUCCCUACCACCAAAAAUCCUCGACCUCCCGUCGGCCAAUGCACGCAUAACGUGCCUCCUUCGCUGCGCGCUCGUUUUACGUGGCCUUUGAACCCAUUGUUGUGUUGCAAGUGACGUCACUGCUGUGUGCAGGGAGACGGGCAGAGCGGCGUGCGCCUGGCGAGACAAAGGCGGCGGACCGGAGAGAGGGAGAAAGCGGUUAGAUACAGAGAAAUUGGGAGAUAGUUCAAAGGAAAUCUGUAGAUAGGGGACAAAUAAAUAAGUGGGAUGGUGGGAAGAUAAAAGCUGGAGAUCCGCGCGAGGUAGACUUAAAAAUUCCUGGUCCUGCUCGUGCGUUUUUAAGCUUUUUCUCCAACGCCCCCCAAAUUCCCCUGCUAGCCUCCGAGCAUCCCUAUUUCAGGACAGAAAAGAAAGAAACCGAUAGGAAGAGAAUUUGGUGGCGAGAAGGAAAAGUGAGUGAAAGCUUCCUCACGUUGAUAACGGAAAACUAUUUUCAGUUAUUGCUGGCUGUGAACUGACUUGCUAGCUAGCUAUAUAUUAAUUUCUUCAGCUGUUUGCUAGCUAGUUGGCUAGCAGUGUUAUUCUCAAACAAAGGGGACAACGUGACUAGCUAACUGGGUUGAACAAAAUAUCAAUAGCCAGUUAUUCAAAACUAUUUAAGUAGUGGUUAUACUAUUUUUUCACGGGGAACUCGGCGCAUAAUACAAAGGAAGCACUGUUUGUUUCAAAGAAGUUCGAAAGACAUUGCAAGCAAAGAUAAUUGCUUAUAAUGAUGACAGCUAUGUGCAACAUUUGAAAGAUGUGCAAACGGCAAGAGGGCAGAAAGAGAACAAACAAAUGCGAAGAGUGACUGCAAUAAAGUGACUACAUCAGGGAUCACCGAGUGUUCAGCAGAGCAGACCAGUUAGCUGGCUAACUUUGUAUGCCUUUGAUCAGUUAAACGUGCAGUUUUUCCUUUUUUUGUGUUAACCAGUUUGCAGAAAGGGCUAGGGGUUGGGAGGAGGGGUUUUCGAGCUCCACUGCGGCUGAAGUCUAAUGCUUAAACGCGGGGACUAUGCCUAGCCCCCUGUUUCACCUAGAGAUAAUGGAACACGAGAUGGUGAACGCUCAGCACAAUGGGGUCAGCUUGCCCGGGGAAACGGACGCGGAGUCGCGGGACGAAGAACACCAGGAGGCGCUCCGCUUCGCCUUCGACCAGCUGUCUCUCAUGGCUGUUGAGAAGGGGGACUGUGGCGGCGGAGCAGGGCUCGUGGACACCCUGGACGCCCCGAGCUCCAUCUCCGAGACUUGCAAUGGCGUGGGAGGCGGCGGUUACGUCGGCUUACAAAUGCUGGAGCACGCCAACGGCUCUCUCGGAUCCCCGACCUCCUGCUCCCCGUCCCCGGAAUACUACGGCACGGGCGGAUACCACAUGGCCGGCCCGCACUCCAUGCUGGGGGAGCCGAACUCCGUGCUCUGCAGUAGGAAGCGGAGCGUCAACAUGACCGAAUGUGUACCCGUCCCCAGCUCGGAACACGUUGCAGAAAUUGUAGGAAGACAAGGCUGCAAGAUCAAGGCCCUGCGCGCCAAAACCAACACGUACAUCAAGACGCCGGUGCGCGGGGAGGAGCCGGUGUUCAUCGUGACCGGCCGCCGCGAGGACGUGGAGAUGGCCAAGCGCGAGAUCCUGUCGGCGGCCGAGCACUUCUCCAUGAUCCGCGCGUCCCGCUGCAAGGCGGGCGCGGCCGGGGCCGCGGGCGCGGGGAGCCUGCCGGGGCCCCCACACCUGCCGGGCCAGGUGACCAUCCAGGUGCGCGUGCCGUACCGCGUGGUGGGGCUGGUGGUGGGGCCCAAGGGCGCCACCAUCAAGCGCAUCCAGCAGCAGACGCACACCUACAUCGUGACGCCAAGCCGCGAGAAGGACCCGGUGUUCGAGGUGACGGGCAUGCCGGAGAACGUGGACCGCGCGCGGGAGGAGAUCGAGACGCACAUCACGCUGCGCACCGGCGCCUUCGUCGACCUGCAGGGCGACAACGACUUCCACAGCAACGGCACCGACGUCAGCCUGGAGGGGCUGAGCUCGCUCGGGCUGGGCGCCGCCCUCUGGUCCCGGGCCAACCCCCCCACCGCCACCCCGCCGCCGCCGCCCCCGCCCCCUCCCCCGCCCGGCAGGAAGAUGAGCUCCGCCGCGUUCCACGCCGCCGGGCUGGGCUCGGAGUCCUGCGGGGGCGGGGGCGUGGCCGGGGCCCGGGGCCCCCCGGAGAACGGGAGCCCCACCAGCCCCUUCAGCACGGGCAGCGGGGGGGGCGGCUUCACCUUCGCGGGCGACCCCUCGCCCUGCCUGCCGCCGGCCCCGCCCUCCGCCGCGGACGAGCUGGGGUUCGAGUUCGGCUCCGCCCACAUCUGGGCGCCAUUUGCGAACGGCGGGCCGCAGCAGCGGCGGAACAGCAGCGGGCCGGGCGGCGGCGCCAGCGGCACCACCCCCCGCCUGUCCCCCACCCUCCCCGCCGAGCCCGCGCUGGAGCACCCGCUGGCCCGCCGCGCCCAGAGCGACCCGCUCAGCGCCCUCUCCUGGCUGCAGGCGGGCGGUGCGGCCUCCUUCUCCGGCGGCAGCAGCAGCAGCAGCGGCGGCAGCACCACGGGCUACUCUUCCUCCUGCUCGGCCUCCUCGCUCCCCGGGGGCUCACCCACCGACUCGGAGGGGGGCGGCAGCGGCGUGGGCGGGGCCGGCGCCGGGCUGCUCAGCCGCUUUAAGGCCGGGGGGGUCGUGGCGGCGGCGGUGGGGGGCGGGGCCGGGAUGGCGUUGGCGGCCGCUAACAGGGACUGCUACGUGUGCUUGGAGAGCGAGGUGACGGCAGCCCUGGUGCCCUGCGGGCACAACCUGUUCUGCAUGGACUGCGCCGGGCACAUCUGCCAGUCCAGCGACCCCGAGUGCCCGGUCUGCCGCACCCCCGCCACCCAGUGCAUCCGCAUCUUCUCCUAAUGCCCCCCGCCCCGCCCCCAAACCCCCGCAGGAGGCAGCCAGGCGGAGGGGGGGGGGGCGCAGGUAAUUCGGGGACUGGGCGGGGUGGAGGGGGUUCAGUGACUCUGCUCUGGUUCUCUCUGUUCUCUCCUGUGAUUGACAGCUGGGCUCUGACGCCCAAUGGGAAAAAAUGGCGCCAUGCAGCUGUUACAGACUCACAAAUGUUACAAACGUAGUUUCGUUUUUUUUGUUGGUUUUUUUUUUUUUGUUCUGUCUGUGAAAACAAAAGAGAAUGUCUCUUGAAAUGGUGCAAGACUGGUUGGUUUUUUUCAGGGCGGACUUUGAAACUUUGAAUGAAACCAUUCUGUCUUAUCUCCAGGCAUUAAUCCGACGCAGUUUGGUGUGUGUUUGCGUGUACAUUGUAUGUAUAUAUGUACAUAUGUAUGUGUAUAUACAUAUAUACGCAUAUGUAUUUUGUCUAGCUUCAGGUCUGUGCGUGCAUUACACACAGGAUUCCUUUCGGACGUUUCCUUACUUGGAGGUAUUUUUUAAUUGAGCAGCGAAGGUCUGGCGCACUUUUUUAAAAAUGCUUUUUUUAAGAUGUUCAAUUCCUGAGUAGGACGGGGAUCAGAUUUUUUUGGUUAAAUAUUUUUUUAAGCAGAGUUUUAUCUUGUACAGAUUUUAGUGCAUUUUUUGCAUGUCGGAUGGCAAUAUUUUGGGGGACCCCUGAGAGGACAGGGAACAAUCUUUCUUUUAUUAUUAUUAUUGUUGUUAUUAUUAUUAUUAUUAUUAUUGUCUUUUUCCGGCUCAAGCGGGGGGACCCUUUUGAAGAAGAGGACGGUCGGCCACGCCCAGUUUAAGGCCGGCGCGCACUACGGGUUGUGGCUCGAGGCUUUGAGUGAGAUUUGUGGGCGCCCCAAUCGUCCUGUCCGCGCUCCUUGCGUAUGUAUAAAGUUUAACGCUACGAACUGAAACAAAGGACUGCACCACAAUGUACAUCAAACCAAAAUAUUAUGGCAAGAUUUUAGUGCUUUUUAAAAAAAUUGAAUAAAAUACUAAUGGAAUAAA